AUGGCCGCUUUCAUGGCCACUUUCAUUUUCCUCCUUGCCCUAACCAACGCUCAAAACACCCUUGGUGACUACCUCGCGCUUCACAACCGAGCUCGAGCCCAGGUCAGCGUCGGGCCCAUGCAAUGGAGCAACACCGUGGCCGCGUACGCUCAAGCCUAUGCGGAAAAAAGAAAGGUUGACUGCGCCAUGAUUCACUCAACCGGGCCGUACAUGGAAAACAUAGCCGCGGGCUACUACCCUGAGUUCACCGGGGCGGAUGCGGUGAAGCUGUGGGCGAACGAGAAGCCGCUGUAUGAUCAUGCGUCGAAUAAAUGCGUGGGUGGGGAAUGUGGGCACUACACUCAGAUGGUGUGGCGGAGCUCGGUGCGGCUUGGAUGUGCUAGAGUGCCCUACAAGGCUAAUUCUCAGUUUGUUGUUUGCAAUUAUGAUCCUCCAAGCAACUAUAUUGGGGAAAAGCCUUAUGAUUCUUGGGUGUCUUUAACACUGAGAGCAUCAGCCACCAGCCAAUUGUUGUUCCAAGUCACCCGGAAGAAAUGCCUUCGGUGGAGAUGCGGAAAACCAGUCAAGGUGUUUUUCAGCCUCCAAAUCGAGAGACCCACGACGACGACGAUUAACUCCGCUGCAGUAUGA
This is a messenger RNA of Cucurbita maxima (winter squash), 630 nucleotides long. Its product is annotated as basic form of pathogenesis-related protein 1-like. The transcript is spliced from 2 exons. Gene Ontology annotation, cellular component: extracellular region. Lineage: Eukaryota; Viridiplantae; Streptophyta; Magnoliopsida; Cucurbitales; Cucurbitaceae. The record is from RefSeq and is a predicted model, not a curated record. The coding region runs from base 1 to 630 and encodes 209 amino acids.